Messenger RNA from Mastomys coucha (southern multimammate mouse), 3691 nucleotides. It is a transcript of the gene Zfand4, whose product is annotated as zinc finger AN1-type containing 4. The record is from RefSeq and is a predicted model, not a curated record. Lineage: Eukaryota; Metazoa; Chordata; Mammalia; Rodentia; Muridae. Bases 1407 to 2891 code for a protein of 494 amino acids. Gene Ontology annotation, molecular function: zinc ion binding; protein binding. The transcript is spliced from 5 exons.
UCCUUGUUUGUUGACAAUUGGAGUCAUGGGUAAUUCCAUCUGCUUGUAUUGUUGAUCUCUUGGGAUGUCUGUUUUUAUUUGGGAGGGUAUGUUGUUAUUUAGAUUUUGGCAACUAUUGUUGAUUUCUAAGAUCUAGAAAACAAUCUUUUUCAAAAACUAUCUUUUGUAAAUAUAUAGCUAUAGGUUGGCAAGACAAUGACUUCAGAGUAAAGUGGCUGCAAGAGCCAACUCUCCUUUAUGAGGCCUUCUCUCCUGUGCAGCUGCUGCAGCUCUCCUUUUCUCUACUGGACCCACUGAGUUUUCAGUGUGUUUCUUACAGUCCAGGCUGCUGGAGCGUCACCAGACUUCCAUCCUGUGUCUGCUGACCGUCCCUGUGCUUAAGAGCUAAGGCUCCUCUCUGGAGCUCUCAGCUUCACCCUUUUCAUGGUAACUUAUAUGGAAAUGUUGUGUCAGGGGAAGAUACGUCCAGUCCUUGGUUCACUGACUCUUUCUUUAGGUGCAUGUAUACAGUCUGCAGUUGUACUGUGACUAAGACACUUAGUAUGGCAAAAGGAAACAAAAGCAAAAUUAACAGGGGGAAAAGCGAAUGGAUCCAAAUCUAGGCGAAGCAGGCACCGGCAUCGUAGAGGCUGCUCCUAGUGUCAUCCUAAGACAGGCCUGAGUUCUCUUUCAGGGAGCUGUGAUAACACAUGUGAAAUCUCAUCUCAGGGGAUUCCAUUAGCGACUCUGCAUGAGGGAUUGUUUUCAAUUUUAGAAGAAGGAUCUUUUCUUGUUCCUAUAUGUACCCUGCCAGGUAUAUAUCUGUACAUUUCAGACUCAGAAGAAAAGGAGAUGUUCAGUAUAAACCAUUUUGGUUGUGGAAGUAGCUGAGGCACAACUGCUACUGUGACCUGUUAGGGUGGGAACCAUUCCUGAAAUUUAAGUCCACAGAAACCAUCGAAGGGACAGGACAGCCCUCCCAAGUCACAUGUUAGUCUGUUCAGCUUUUAUUCUGAGUCCCACACAUCCACACAGUCAGCUCACAAGGAAGAAUGCCAUACGCAUAUCACAUAAGCAACACCUCCUUAGUAAAAGCCUUGAAAGAAUUAAUUGUGAGGAAAAUAAAACAAAAUUCAUUUUCUUUAACAUCUUCAGAAAAUUAUGUUCAAUAAAGUAAUAUAACAAACCCUUCUCAAUCCUAAUCUUAAGAUCUUUAAUAUUUUUAAAGCAUUUCAUUGUUGUUUUGUAUUGAGAAGAAGACUCCCCUUGUGGCCUUGGCUGGCAUGGAAUGGAUUCUGUAAACCAGGCAAGCUGGCCUCAAACUCAUGAAAGACAUCUUGCUUCAGCCUCCCAAGUGCUAGCAUUACAGGUGUGACACCACACCAAGCUUUUUUGAGCACUGUAAAUUGAGGUAACAGAAUGGCAAUAUGCCUAAGAAAGUUGUCAAGGUAAAACCUCGCCCACCUAUAGCUCCUCGUCCGACCAGCACUUCUACAGCAGCAGCCCGGCACAGAUUGCUAAGAGUCCUCCCUCAUAUUGGGCAGUCUUGUUUACCUUCUGGGAAUGCAUAUCUCCCUGAAACAGCCAGGAACGCAGGCCCAAGUCCUGCAGCUCAGACCCCUGCCGAUAGACCAGUGUCGUCUCUCAGGAAUGAGCUGCUGAAGGAUGGUGACAAUUGGGAGAUUAACAUGCUGUCUCACUCCACGAGUAGUAUCAGACUGCUUCCUCAAUUGACCCAUAUAGAACUGGAAAGUGACAAAGAGCUUGCAGAUUCUGUUCUUCAUCUCGGAUCAUCCCUGCCUAGGCGGACCAAGCACCUUUCAGGAAACUUGUCAUCUAAUAACGAGGAUGAUGUUGUCUUAUUUCCACGGUCAGAAGAGUGUGUAGCUGACGAGUUGCUCCUGCCAGAAGUAGGUGCUUUUGCUCCAUUUGCAGAAGGAAAUGGUGCCGAGCAGAGCAGUGGUAUAGAAGGGUUAGGGAAGGUAACACCAGAGUUCCCACUCACUAAAGGUGAUGGAGGACUGAGGGCAGCGGAGCAGCCUCUGAGCCACGUGGCAAGAGUGCUGAGCAGUGACCCAGGAGACCAUGGAGUUCUUAACCACCGAGAGCCCAGCUCUCACAAGAAUAGACUCCUGUCACCUCUUCUCUGUGCUGCACCAGUGUCACUACAUAAUUCUCUGGUGAAGCCACAGAGACAGUCAAAAUGUUUUGAGUCAGGCAACCCCUCAGCGUCUACUUCACAAAACACCCUGCGGGAAUUGGACAUUCGAACCAUAGCAGAUUCUUCUCUCUCUAGGACUGCUCGCUUCCGUGGUGUUAAAGUCGAUUCGCCAGGAAAAAGAUCUGAUGUUAUUUCUAAAGUGGAAGCCCGAGAUAUUACAGAAAUGGCUAACAAAGCUUCCAAAGAGCCUGUUGGUUGUGUAAACAAUAAUGGCUUUUUGGCUUCACUGGCAAGGAGUACAAGCAGAGACAGUUUGCAGAGCACACGUGGGGCAGGCAGGCUUCGGUCCUCUGGAAUUGGGUUGUCUACAAACUUCCAGCAUUUUCAGGAUGAAAACAUUAGGAAAAGUUCUCCCCAGUCAGAACCUACAGAUUUUUUUCUAUCUGCCCGUGGUAUUGGAAUGAGUGGAAGUAAUGCAGGAUCGGGGAAGAGAACAGGAGAAAGCACCCACCACCUUCCACCUGUGAAAGCCCCUCUUCAAACAAAGAAGAAAAUAACGAAACAUUGUUUUCUUUGUGGAAAGAAAACCGGACUAGCCACUAGCUUUGAAUGCAGAUGUGGAAACAACUUCUGUGCAUCUCAUCGCUAUGCAGAAGCUCAUGGCUGCACUUACGACUACAAAAGUGCAGGGAGGAGAUACUUGCAGGAGGCAAACCCUGUGGUCAACGCACCAAAACUCCCCAAAAUCUAAUUCUUCUCUGCGCUUUACUGCUUUGCCCGAGGAAUCGAUUAUAUUGACAGAGAAAUAUUGUUUAGACUGCAUUAUUUUUGUUCGACUCCAAAAGAUUUGCCAAAUAACAAGCACACAUAGUGUGCACUGUUGGAGACUGAAAAUGCCUACUGUAUUGAUGUCUUUAUUCUUUGGUGAAUCAAAAGUUUUAAAAGUAGUUUUAAAAACUUGACACUAUAAUGAUUUAGUUUUGUUAUUACAUGUCUGUGUUAAGUGUUUUAGAUUGGAAUUAUUUAUUAGACGAAUCUUCAGAAGAUGCACUUUCGUGUGGCCACGUAGCUAGGCUUCCAUGUUGUACAGCAGUGAGUGGUUCUGUAUGGCUCUGUUCAAACUGAGCACACUUUGCCCUUUUUUCUUUCUUUUCUUGUGGGGAUGGGAUAAAUGGGAUUUUUUUUUUUAAAAAAAAUAAAUCCUGCAUGUGAAAGUUUAUGAGGUUUAAUAGCAAGUCCUUUUUAAAAGAACAUUUGUUUUUUAAAAACAUGUGAUUUUUAAACAUAUAUAUUUCUUCCAUAUUCAGACUGGCAUUCAUAUGUAUCCAUUCUGUAGAACACAUCAUGUUAAUAUAGUAUACAUUUUUUAAAAUACUACUUUUUAAAUGGUAGUUUUAAAAUAACAGUGUCUUGUUGCCAUUGAAAAAAGAAUCCAACUUUUUACUUUUCAAAAAUGGCUAUAUAUAUUUUUAAAAGUCUCACAAACUUGGUUUAUCUUUCUUACACAUUGAGUGCUUUUACAGGGGAAAUUCAAAUAAAUAUUAAACUUCA